Molecule: messenger RNA, 2232 nt
Organism: Leguminivora glycinivorella
Lineage: Eukaryota; Metazoa; Arthropoda; Insecta; Lepidoptera; Tortricidae
Product: heat shock protein 68-like
Exons: 1
Coding region: 112-2040 (642 amino acids)
Biological process (GO): protein refolding; cellular response to unfolded protein
Cellular component (GO): cytoplasm
Molecular function (GO): ATP binding; heat shock protein binding; misfolded protein binding
Source: RefSeq, a predicted model, not a curated record
UCAGUAUAAAAUUAAACACGAAAGCGAACGAACGAAGAAGUUGAGCGGUGAAAACCUCUCGAGUUAUUACGACGUAUUUCUUAUAUCAAGAAGUUAUUGAAAUUAAUUAAAAUGCCAGCUGUAGGAAUCGAUCUUGGAACAACUUAUUCAUGUGUGGGAGUUUACCAGCACGGAAAUGUGGAGAUCAUCGCGAACGACCAGGGCAACCGGACCACCCCGUCCUACGUCGCGUUCACGGACACCGAGCGACUCAUCGGCGAUGCUGCGAAGAACCAAGUCGCGCUCAACCCCAACAACACGGUGUUCGACGCCAAACGACUUAUUGGACGCAAAUUCGACGACCCGAAGAUACAGGCGGACAUGAAACACUGGCCGUUCAAAGUCAUCAGCGAUUUUGGGAAGCCAAAGAUUCAGGUUGAAUUCAAAGGGGAGACGAAGAGGUUCGCGCCCGAGGAAAUCAGCAGCAUGGUUUUGACGAAGAUGAAGGAGACAGCAGAAGCCUAUUUGGGCUCAACGGUGCGGGACGCCGUCAUCACAGUCCCGGCUUAUUUCAACGAUUCACAAAGGCAAGCUACAAAGGACGCGGGCGCUAUUGCAGGUUUGAAUGUUUUGAGAAUUAUCAAUGAACCUACCGCCGCUGCGCUCGCUUAUGGUUUGGACAAGAACUUGAAAGGAGAGCGCAAUGUUCUUAUUUUCGAUCUCGGCGGAGGCACUUUCGACGUUUCCAUCCUUACCAUCGACGAGGGAUCGCUGUUUGAAGUGAAAGCGACUGCCGGCGACACCCAUCUUGGAGGCGAGGACUUUGACAACAGGCUCGUGAACCAUCUGGCCGACGAGUUCAAGCGCAAAUACAAGAAGGAUUUGCGAGGUAACACUAGAGCACUGCGUCGCUUGCGGACGGCCGCCGAACGAGCUAAGCGCACCCUUUCAUCUAGCACAGAAGCGACAAUAGAGAUAGAUGCGCUGUACGAAGGCAUUGACUAUUACACUCACAUUUCUAGAGCGCGUUUCGAAGAGCUCAACUCUGACCUGUUCAGAGGUACUCUAGAGCCGGUCGAGAAAGCUCUACGCGACGCGAAAUUGGACAAGAGCCAAAUCCAUGACGUAGUACUCGUUGGCGGCUCGACUCGCAUACCGAAGAUCCAGAGCCUCCUACAGAACUUCUUCAACGGCAAGCAGUUGAACCUCUCCAUCAACCCCGACGAGGCUGUGGCUUAUGGUGCGGCAGUCCAAGCGGCUAUUCUAACCGGGUCCAACGAUUCUAAAAUCCAAGAUGUUCUGUUGGUCGACGUAGCGCCAUUAUCACUCGGCAUCGAGACAGCCGGCGGCGUCAUGACUAAAAUCAUCGAACGCAACUCCAAAAUCCCAACCAAGCAAUCUCAGACCUUCACAACUUAUUCUGACAACCAGCCAGCUGUCACUAUCCAAGUUUACGAAGGCGAGCGUGCUAUGACUAAAGACAACAACCUAUUGGGAACCUUCGACUUAACUGGAAUUCCACCGGCACCUAGAGGCGUUCCUAAAAUUGAUGUCACCUUCGACAUCGACGCUAAUGGCAUCUUGAACGUUUCUGCAAAAGAGAACAGCACGGGGCGCAGCAAGAACAUCGUUAUCAAGAACGACAAAGGUCGUCUGUCUCAAGCGGACAUCGACAGAAUGCUAGCGGAGGCGGAACGCUACAAAGACGAAGACGAGAAGCAAAGGAAGCGAGUAGCAGCCAGGAACCAACUGGAAGCGUACGUCUUCAGUGUGAAGCAAGCGUUGGAUGACGCUGGAGACAAACUAAGUGAGCAGGACAAGAAUACAGCUCGCAGCGAGUGCGAAGAGACGCUUCGAUGGCUGGAUAACAACUCCCUAGCCGAAGUCGAUGAGUACGAGCAUAAGCUAAAAGAGGUGCAGAGGGUAUGCUCGCCAGUUAUGACCAAGAUGCACGGUGGCAACCAAGAAGGUAUGCCCGGCGGUAUGCCAGGAGGCAUGGGAGGUAACCCAGGAGGCAUGGGAGGCAGGAACGACGGACCCACCAUCGAAGAAGUGGACUAAACAUCAAAUAUAAACCAAUCAGGAUUUUAAGUCAUGGAUUGUGGGCCUAAAAGCAGAAUCGAAGGCCCCCAUAAUCGAGGUUGACAUCUAUUUCAAUUUUCAAAUUUAUUUUAUUCCAUCCUAAAUCCAGAACAUUCCGUUCAGACAAGACAGUUACUUAUGAAUAAAUGGAUUUUGAGUUCCAAACUUAAA